Messenger RNA from Helianthus annuus (common sunflower), 2084 nucleotides. RefSeq names its product protein NARROW LEAF 1. The coding region runs from base 169 to 1986 and encodes 605 amino acids. The transcript is spliced from 6 exons. The record is from RefSeq and is a predicted model, not a curated record. Lineage: Eukaryota; Viridiplantae; Streptophyta; Magnoliopsida; Asterales; Asteraceae.
CUCCCGCAUUGGAUCAAUCCUACACUCCACUUCCUUCCUCUGUAUUCUAUAUGUAUAUGAUUACAUGUAAAUCUGUUCAAAAUUACACUAGAAAUCCGACAACUGGCCGAUAAUAUCUUCAUCUAAAAGUAGCACUCGCACAAUCGCUUUCCCGAUCAAGUGCAGGAUAUGGAUCCAGCAAGAGUAAACAUGCGAGUCCGUUCGUCUGGGUCAACACCGUCCGAAGAAUCAGCGCUGGAUUUGGAGAAAGCUUGUUACAGCCAGUCUAAUCUACCUUCUAAUCCGCCAACGCUUCAGCCGUAUGCGUCGGGUGGGCAGCACUCCGAAAGCAACGCUGCGUACUUUUCUUGGCCUACGUCUAGUCGGUUAAGUGAUGCUGCGGAAGAAAGGACGAAUUACUUUGUAAACCUGCAAAAGGGAGUUUUGCCUGAAUCGAUAGGAAGGUUACCUAAAGGGCACCAAGCAACCACUUUGCUUGAACUCAUGACUAUUCGGGCGUCUCAUAGUAAGAUUUUGCGGUGUUACAGUCUUGGUACUGCUAUCGGGUUUAGAAUUCGUAGAGGUGUGUUGACGGAUAUACCCGCGAUUUUAGUGUUUGUUUCCCGUAAAGUGCACAAGCAAUGGCUUAGCCCCAUUCAGUGUCUACCCACUAUUCUCGAGGGACCGGGGAGUGUGUGGUGUGAUGUGGAUGUUGUUGAAUUCUCGUACUUUGGUGCACCUGAACCAACAAGCAAAGAACAGUUGUACACUGAUAUUGUGGACGAUCUACGUGGAAGUGGGUCGUGUAUUGGUUCAGGUUCUCAGGUAGCAAGUCAAGAGACUUUUGGAACAUUGGGUGCUAUCGUUAGAAGCCAAACAGGCAGCCAACAAGUCGGCUUUCUCACAAACCGCCACGUGGCGGUCAAUUUAGACUACCCAAAUCAAAAAAUGUUUCAUCCUUUACCACCAACACUUGGACCGGGGAUAUAUCUUGGUGCGGUCGAGAGAGCUACUUCAUUUAUCACAGAUGACCUUUGGUACGGCAUCUUUGCUGGCAUCAACCCAGAGACGUUUGUGAGAGCGGAUGGGGCGUUCAUCCCGUUCAGUGACGAUUUCGACAUGUCCACUGUGACUACAUCUGUAAAAGACGUUGGAGAAAUCGGAGACGUUAAAAUCAUAGAUUUGCAAUCUCCGAUCGGUAGUCUUAUUGGCAAGAAAGUGAUGAAAGUUGGCAGGAGCUCAGGGUUGACUAAAGGAACGGUCUUGGCUUACGCCCUUGAAUACAACGACGAAAAGGGAAUUUGCUUUUUUACCGAUUUUCUCGUUGUUGGGGAAAAUCAACAAACUUUUGACCUUGAAGGUGAUAGUGGAAGCUUGAUCAUUAUGAAGGGUGAAAACGAGGAGAAACCACGACCCGUUGGGAUCAUAUGGGGUGGGACCGCUAAUCGGGGACGGCUUAAACUUAAAGUUGGUCAACCACCAGAAAACUGGACUAGUGGUGUUGACCUUGGUCGUUUACUUAAUCUUCUUGAACUCGAUCUUAUUACAACAAGUGAUGCGCUAAAAGGUGCGGUGCAAGAACAAAGGGCUGCAUCAGCAACGGUGGCUGUUUCAACCGGUGAGGAUUCUUCACCGCCAGAAAUAGUGCUACCGAAAGACAAAGCGGAGCCAUUAGGACUUCACAUCCACCAACAUAUCCAUUUAGAAAAUGGAUCAGCUAGCGGUGGUGGACCGGAUAUCAACUUGUCUCCUACUGAAAAUGCAGCCCAUCUGGAAGAUGGGCCUAUGGUCGGGCCGAGUAUCGAGCAUCAGUUCAUUCCAAGUUUCAACGGGCACUCUCCGUUGCACAGAAAUGAGCGACGGUGUAGAGCAGAGUCUGAGAAUCUAAGCGCAUUGAAAAGCAGUAGCGAUGAGGAUCUCGGGUUUGACCUUCAUUUGGGCGACAAUGAGCCCAAAAGAAGGCGGUCUGAUCCUUUGUCACCAAGCAUGGAUGAAGAAGCUAAAUGAGGCUAUAUGCUGUAACUAGUAUGUUUUAUGGUAUGUGAGUUAUGAUAAAACAUCAAAACGUGUUACAUAUUAUAAUUAAAAAUAUCUUUUUUAUUUAA